AUGAACGCUCGGAUGAUUGCCCGUUCUUUGCGCCCCAUUGCGCGCACUGCCACCCCUGUUGUGCGCAUGGGCAGCGUACGAGCCAUGAGCGGCAGCCAUGCCCACGAAAACGAGUCGUUUGAGAGCUUCUCGGCCCGCUACGAGCAGUUCUUUGGGCAGGUCCAGGACUUGUUCGAGCUCCAGCGUGGACUCAACAACUGCUUUGCGUACGAUCUCGUUCCGAGCACCGGUGUUAUCGAGGCUGCCCUCCGUGCUGCUCGCCGUGUAAACGACUACUCUACUGCGGUCCGCAUCUUUGAGGGUAUCAGGGAAAAGGUAGAGAACAAGGGCCAGUACGAGGCUUACCUUAACGAACUCAAGGGUGUUCGGGAAGAACUUGGUAUCGACACAAAAGAGGAGCUCUAUAGCUCGUAG
Messenger RNA from Rhizoctonia solani, 414 nucleotides. RefSeq names its product cytochrome C oxidase subunit 5A, mitochondrial. Gene Ontology annotation, biological process: mitochondrial electron transport, cytochrome c to oxygen. The record is from RefSeq and is a predicted model, not a curated record. The transcript has 3 exons. NCBI's taxonomy places the organism in Eukaryota, Fungi, Basidiomycota, Agaricomycetes, Cantharellales, Ceratobasidiaceae. Gene Ontology annotation, cellular component: mitochondrial inner membrane. Bases 1 to 414 code for a protein of 137 amino acids.